Molecule: messenger RNA, 2174 nt
Organism: Ochotona princeps (American pika)
Lineage: Eukaryota; Metazoa; Chordata; Mammalia; Lagomorpha; Ochotonidae
Gene: NMI
Product: N-myc and STAT interactor
Exons: 8
Coding region: 70-1188 (372 amino acids)
Cellular component (GO): cytoplasm
Molecular function (GO): nucleic acid binding
Source: RefSeq, a predicted model, not a curated record
GCCUGGUGUCCUCAGCAGUGGUUGAAUUUCAGAGGGAAAACCGCCUUUUAAACGGUUUUGUAGUACUUAAUGGAUCAGGCUGUUGACUGCGAGCGACACCUCCAGCCGGCUCCAGCCGAAGCGUUACUGCCACCGCAGCGCGGGCUUGGGGGACCCAGGACGUUCCCGCCCAGCAGCGAGGUUCCGGCCCCGACGGAGCCUUUGCCUUCCUGGAAGGGCAGGCGCGCUGGGCCCGGGGCGCGGCGCUUGGCUGCGGUAGCGGGAAUCAUGGCAGCUGAUGAACAUAGCACAAAGCAAGCUUUAGAAGAACAUCCAGAUGAAACCUUUAACAGAGCAGACAUUCAGGGAUUAAUCGAUGAGAUUAUGAUGGUAAAUACCCAGUUGGAGAAGGAGAUCAAAAAGUUGGAAGCUGAAUUACAAGAGAACUCCCAAGACAUCCAGAUUAAGGAAGAUAUCCCCGGAGCGAAAAUGAAAUUUGUAUCAGUAGAGAAUCCUGAGAAUGACGACAAGUUUUUAAAUGUUUCCUGUACAUUUCAAGUGAGCUCGCAAGUUCCUUAUGAGCUACAAAAGGGACAAGCACUUAUCACCUUCGAAGAGGAGGAAGUUGCCCAAAAUGUGAUAAGAAUGAAGAAUCACUGUGUACAAAUACAGGAUAAAAAUGUGAAGAUGGUGGCCAAGCCAGUUCCGUUAAACUCAGGAGUCAGAUUUCAGGUUUAUGUAGAAAUUUCUAAAAUGAAGAUCAAGGUUACUGGGAUUCCUGAUGAAUUGCCCAAGGAACAGAUGCGGGAUAAACUGGAACUGAGUUUCUGCAAGUCCCGAAAUGGAGGCGGGGAGGUGGAGAGUGUAGACUACGAUGAGCAGACUGGAAGUGCUGUCAUCACCUUUGUGGAACUUGGAGUUGCUGACAAGAUUUUGGAAAAGGGAGAUUAUACUCUGUAUACUAAUCAGGACUGCCAUAGAGUUCUUGUUUCUCCAUAUAUGGAAACACAUUUGAGAAAGUAUCAGGCAUUUUCAGGGGUCUCUAAGAGGACAGUGCUGCUCACUGGAAUAGAAGACAUUCAUAUGAAUGAAGACUCUGUAGAGGAUUUCAUUGGCAUUCAUUUCCAACGGGAGAAGAAUGGAGGUGGGGAAGUAGAGGUGGUCAAAUGUGCUCUAAACCAACCUCAUACAGUGUAUUUUGAAGAAUAGAAUGAUAGAAUUAUAUGAAAAUUACAAAUUCUGAGCCCAAGUCUCUAACUAUUUGACAAAGAUGAAUAUGGUAUUCAUCAGAAAGGAGAAAAAUGUGAUUAUUUAGUGUCUGCUAAUUUUUACAAAGUGUAUUUUCAUGUGUUUGUAUUCUACUUGGGAUCUAACUGUGCUGCCUGUUUUCAAACGAAUAAGUGCACUUCUGUUCAUCUGUUAUGUUGGGGGCAGAGGGAUAAGAGCUCCAGGCUGCUGAAGUCAACUUUAAGUGAUUUCUGGGUCCUCCAGUUUGAACUGGCUCUGUCUGCAUGGACCUGUAGGCCAACUGGGUUAUGACCCCUGCCAAGUAUGCGGGCUUGAUACUUCACAUUUAAGAAAAAUGCAGUGACAUGUAGCAGUUUCUCAUUUCUGUGGAUUUUAUCAAAGAUUCAAGUCCUUUCAUUCCAUAAAUCCAAAUCUUCCCAGAGCCGAGUGUGGUCUUUUCCCUGAAGUUUGCCAAGUGUCUCCUGAUUCCCUUUGAGUCAUCCUUGCUUCCAAAUACAACUGGUAAAGCCUGGCACUCUUUUUUGGUUGUCUUUUACACUUUAAUGGAAAGAAUCUGACAAUUUUGAAAUAAAGAAAGAAAUAAAUACAAAGUUAGCCAUUUGUCCUGAUUGCUGUGAGGAGAUAACAGAGUUAGACACUCGGUUAUUGUCCUCCUGGAGCUGAAAGUUUAGUGGGACAGAGACCCAGUUUGUUAGUAUCUACUCUUUUUAUCUUGCAGAAACUUAAAUGACAAAAUGAAAGCUUUCUACUCAUACAAAGUGAGAUUUUUGUGGGGGUGGAAAAGAUCGGGGACCUUUGGAAGAUUUUAUCGUAAACUUGUUUGUUUCAGGAAAUACCAGAAGCAGAAUUAAACUCAUAAUGAAAUGCCUGCAUAAAUUAAAUACAUUUAGAAAGUAUUUUCAACCUAAACCUAUCCAAUGUGCCUGCCAUCUAAAACAAACCAAAAA